Molecule: messenger RNA, 1704 nt
Organism: Exaiptasia diaphana
Lineage: Eukaryota; Metazoa; Cnidaria; Anthozoa; Actiniaria; Aiptasiidae
Exons: 1
Coding region: 258-1577 (439 amino acids)
Source: RefSeq, a predicted model, not a curated record
CUGUAUAAAUGUACAUAUCAUAUUAACAGUAUAAAUCUAUAUUUUGUUAUUUUCCUUUAUUGAAAAUUUUUAAAGAAAAACAGCYGAGGGUAAUUGAACAUUUAUCGAAAGCGCUAUAAAUCGAAACACUAUUCGCUUCUAACAACAGGUGACUUUCGAAUCGCAAGAAUUCUUACCUCUAGACUAUGUAAACUAGAAAAAGUAUAUCAUAUGCUCCCAUUGYRAUUGAAUAUCACUGAAGCCUGCUUUGAUCAGUGAUGGAUCAUUUAACACCAUUAUUAAGUCARGAAUUCCCCAUCGASGAAGAAAAUGUUGACGUUUCAAAGGUCAAAUUUSUUGGACAUAACAGAAGUGUAAAUUCAGAUAACGAAAGCUUCAAUCACCAAGAUAGUCUAUCAUCCGAUUGUCUUUUGGUUACAAGGACAUCAGCUGGCAUCAAUCAACAWCCAAAUGCACACUACACGAUUCUUAAAGCCCCUUUCAUUUCCAUUGCCAUUUGUGCUGGAUUUUGGCCCACUAGAUUAAGAGRGCUGCAGUUCUUUCUAGUCGUGGUAGGRGUUGUYAUAAAUAGCUACAUWCUCUUSGGUGACAUUUUCGUGUACAAAAUUUGCGCAAAACUUCCAGAAAACGUMGCUGAUGAUCUCAGUCCYUGGUUGUGCUAUGGAGUGGCAUCAUUUAAUAGAACAAACAAAGCGUUUGCGGAAAUGCUACGCCCUGUUCUGUUUACACGUGCAGCCUUUGCCUUCGCACGAUUUUGGGGUUAUGUCCUCAUGGUGUACUCWSUCUUCCUGAUGAUGAGAACUAGGAACACUAMAAUCAUCACAAUUUCUGUUGCCRURAGUUUGUUGACACGAAAGCAAUGGACCAAGCUGAACUUGCAAAUUUUGCUCUCRUUUGUUAUCUGGUUGGUGUAUUUUAUUUCAGCCAUCCAGUAUACUGAGGAAUAUAUCGGCUAUGAWCAUGARGUCGUUCCAAUGAUAAUUGACAGAAUKUCCAUGUGGUUCUACAUUGGAUCCCCUUGCUGGAUCUUCGCKGUAAUYACAUACGCUCUAGAAUCUUUGAUCGAAACUUGCUAUGAAGAAAUCGAACAACUUGAAAAUGGAACAGUGGAAGAUAUCACCGCUAUUUAUCGUCAACUAUGCAAGUAUGUAUUCGAUACCGUCGGUGCUCUAAGAUUCUGGUUUGUYAUUCAUUGGAUCACGUUUGCUGGGAUUUGCGUUUUAGAUGUUGCAGUAGGAUUYAAAGCAGUAGAAAUAGAGUUUGUYAAAAGAAAACAUGGAGUUCUUUUUUGGGUGUUCACAACGGCRUUCGCUAGUUUCGUCCUCCAUCCAUUUCUGUACCCAUCCUURCGUGCAGCAUCGCUGACAAGCACUAGUGACAACAUGUUGGAGAGACUUAAUUUCGUGAAAUGGUGUGACGAGCAUCCACUCAAGAGGCGUCGUGAUACGAACGAGUUUCUUUUAUUUGCUAAGCAGGCGAGGUGUGGCUUUAGAAUYGGUCGACUGACAUUUAAUAAUGGUCUGGCCUGGCUUUCUGUUUUCCUUGGAAUAUUCGGACUAGCUAUCAAGCUGAUGUGAAUACCCUGUACUUUGGCAACCCAUCGCAGWUUGUAGUUWAGCUUUUGWAUUGUAACUGAGAAAUUCAAAGUUUAUAUCCUGCAUCCUARCAUAUMAAAACGAACGUCAUGAGUGAACGGCUUCAGUA